Molecule: messenger RNA, 1884 nt
Organism: Theobroma umbraticum
Lineage: Eukaryota; Viridiplantae; Streptophyta; Magnoliopsida; Malvales; Malvaceae
Source: RefSeq, a predicted model, not a curated record
UCCACUGACCCUAGCAGCUAACCCUUUUCUCCUCUCUCCAUAUCUCGGUCCCCGGCGCCGUCGCCUUCGCCGUCCUAGGCGUUUCCGGCGACGGCUCCCUCUUUCCUUCCCUCUCCUCUUUUCUUCUCUUCUCCCUUUCUCGUGCCGCCAGAUUCCUCUCUUUCUUCUUCUCGGGGCGCAAGGUCUCCUUCACUCUUAAAACUGCAUAAAUACCUGGAAACCUAUCCUAUCCGUAUCACCCACCUCUCUCUCUCUUCUCUAAGAAUCCAUUAAUUCAAUUAAUUUAAUUCAAUAAUUGUCAUUUAAUUUUAGUUUCGUUUGUACUCUUUAUGCAUUCAUGCUCCUUUCUUCUGCAAUAAGUGCUCUGGAAAAUAAAUAAUCUGUGCUGAAUUGAAUCUGGAAUUGAUUUAUUUUGUAUUUAAUGAGUUGCUUUUAAUUCUUCCAAAACGUGUUAGAUUUAGUUUUAACAUCAUGGGUGAUUUUGAAGGGAUUGGAUAGAGUCUACCUUCACAUUAUUGGAUUUUGCGUUAUUGGGAAGUUAAAGGCUGGUUUUUUGGUAAUCCAGGACAGGUGUCAUUACCCUGUAGAGAGACAAUUUUAAUAUUUGUUAUAUAUUAUCCUAUUUUAUCUUAUUAAAAAAGUGGAAAGGGAAAUCUUAAAGGAAGAUCUGUGAAGACUCUGAAAAAACCACAGUAACUCGUUGAAGAUGUUGGUCUUAUCCUGCGCUACACCUGGUUAUACCAUGCACUCUCUCAAAUCUUCAAUGCCCAGGUCUACAGCAAUUCGUUCAAGCUUUAAUUGUGACCACCCUUUUGUCCCAGAGGUUGCAAAAGCUGUGGAUUCACUGUACUCAGAAUUCAGAGCUGUGGACAAUUUGGUAGCUUGCAAUUCCUCCCGUGUUCUCAAAGCUUUUCAAAAUGCUCGGGUUGGAUCUCAUCACUUUGCUGGGUGUACUGGCUAUGGUCAUGAUGAAGCUGGGGGACGAGAAGCACUUGACCAAGCAUUUGCAGAAAUUGUUGGGGCUGAGUCAGCAAUAGUGCGUUCUCAGUUCUUCUCAGGUACUCAUGCCAUCACUUGUGCACUGUUUGCUUUUCUAAGGCCAGGGGAUGAGCUUUUGGCAGUGGCUGGUGCUCCUUAUGACACCUUAGAGGAAGUUAUUGGAAAGAGGGAUUCUCAUGAACUGGGUUCCCUGAAAGAUUUUGGAGUGAUGUAUCGGGAACUUCCUCUUGCUGAAGAUGGUGGACUGGACUGGGAUACACUUGCAGGUGCUUUGAGACCUCACACGAAAUGUGCACUGAUACAAAGGUCAUGUGGUUAUUCAUGGCGUCGGAGUUUAAGUGUAAAUGAGAUAGGGAGGGCAAUAAAGAUAAUAAAGAUGCAGAACCCUGACUGCUUGGUCAUGGUGGAUAACUGCUAUGGUGAAUUUGUGGAAGGCAUUGAACCUCCAAUGGUGGGUGCAGAUUUGAUUGCAGGAAGUUUGAUAAAGAAUCCUGGUGGAACUAUUGCACCAUGUGGUGGAUAUGUUGCGGGGAGAAAACAGUGGGUUGAUGCUGCAGCAGCUCGUCUCUCAGCACCUGGUCUGGGGGUUGACUGUGGCUCAACCCCUGGUGACAUUAUGCGAGCCCUUUUCCAGGGUUUGUUCCUUGCACCACAAAUGGUUGGUGAGGCAAUUAAGGGAACCUUUCUGGUUUCUGAAGUUAUGGCUUCUGAAGGGUAUAAGGUGCAGCCACUUCCUCGUGUCCCUCGUCAUGAUACAGUACAGGUUUACUAUCUGUCUGUUCCUUGUUUGGCUAAUUAUUCGAAGAAAUGAGAUAGGAGAUGAUCUGUUAUAAAAGUAUCUCUCUUUUAGCAAACAGUAUUGGUUUUACAUUCUAUUCAGUUCAU